Molecule: messenger RNA, 2502 nt
Organism: Talaromyces marneffei
Lineage: Eukaryota; Fungi; Ascomycota; Eurotiomycetes; Eurotiales; Trichocomaceae
Exons: 2
Coding region: 1-2502 (833 amino acids)
Source: RefSeq, a predicted model, not a curated record
AUGAAUACUUCUGAGGCUGCGAGGUUGAUUAGCGUUAAUACAAGCAAAACACAACUCUCACACCAACACUCACAACAAUCCGUGGCGACGUCCGACGAUUAUUUCUCGCUACAUUCCGAUCAGUCGGCUUCUGCCCCAAGCUCGGAGAAUAGUAAAGUCACCGUUGUGCGGUAUGCGACUCCACAGUCUCAUAUGAAUAAUUCUUCUUCGUCGGGACAGCAUUCUUCGGGACGGCAGCAUUCUUCGGCCAACGUGCAGCAGCAAGCUCGGUCGGUGGAAAAUAUGACGGCACAACAACAACAACAACAACAGGAACCUGGUCGGUCGAAUUCAGUCAGGUUUGGAGGUACAAAAGUCAACCAAGUCAGUCCUCGACAGACUCAGACGCACAUACAGGAUCCGAGGAAACAUAUUAGUGCUACUACGCCUGGGGUGGAUGAUAGUCCCUACCUGCGGUUUGCGAUUGAUCAGUUGACCCGCGACGAGGAGGUUGCUGGUGUGGGCAGACAUGGUUCUGUGGUUAGUACGCGCACGGUAGACUACCCAGUCGAAAGAGUCGUGCCAGACGAGAAUUUGGGGUAUUAUUAUCGCAGUGGACCGACAACAGUCGAGAUUGCAAAGCUGGGGAGUCGUCGGGGUCCGAUUCCUACCACCACCACCACGGCAAAUGUGAUUGUGUCGGAAAAACAGGGGACAGCAGUCUUUGUAGCUGUCGAGCCUGGUGUGCAUGAUGUACAACACCCGCCUCUAGAUUUUGUGCCUGUGGUGCUGAGACCCUGGGCUUUGGCGAUUUUCAUUUUCUUGGCAUUGUGCAUGAUUGCCGCCGUGGUGUUUUGUAAUGUGUGGUCACAGCGACACAGCGGGAUCUGGAACUGGGAUGGUGUAGGGACUACGCAAUACUUCAUUACGCAGUAUCUUCCUCAGUUACUCGCUGGAUUAAUUGUGUUGUGGAAUCUGGUUAUUCAGGCAGCCAUCUACCGCGUCAUGCCAUUCUGCAUCAUGGCAUCCGAACGACAAAAGCCUGGCGUGCUUCAAAAUCUCUCGAUCCUAUCACGCAACCAUCUCAUUCCUGACUUGUCUCAUUUUCGAUAUGGAGAGCCGCUUGUUGCGGUUGGGCUGUUGGCGAUUUGGUUGGCCAAUUUCUUCAGUAUGCCGCUGCUGGCUUGUCUGUUUCAGGCCAAGUACUACACUAUCAAUAGUCAUGGCGUAUGGAGAUGGACCGCCUCCCAGGCCGUCGGCUGGGCCAUCGUCGGUAUCUAUGCAUUCUUGUUCAUCGGGUUAAGCUUGGUAAUGGCUCGUUUCAUUCGAAGCUGGACCGGUUUACUCUGGGACCCCGUCAGUCACGCAGAUCUAAUACCCCUGAUUCAGCGAUCCAACAUCCUGCGCGACUUUGAGGGCUCAGAAACGGCCGCCUCCGUUCGAGACAUUCUCCCAGAGCGAACCUUGCGUCUUGGAUACUGGCGACUUAUGGAUAAAGAGGAUAUAUUCUACGGCAUUGGAGAGGAAUAUGCAACAGGUGACAUGCCAGCACCAGCAUCGCCACGACGAACCGAAAAACGGCACACGGGACGAACGGGGCCGGUUGAAGACCUGGAACAACAGAGUAUCCUUCGAAACGAAUCCUUUGAGCGAACUUUGUACUCUCCCUUUUCUCGAUUUCGAUGGAUGGUUUGGUUUCUUCGCGAUUAUGCCAUCAUCGCUUGGAUUGUUAUCAUGCUUGGAUUGUUCAUCGCUUUCGUUGUUGUGAGCUUCGUCCACGAAGCUAUUCCACAUGCUUUUGUGCCUCUAGUGCCGACAUUAGCAACAGCAAACGGAUUCUCCGCGUCGAAUUUCCUGUUCAGCUUCAUUCCCGGCUUGAUCGGCAAUUUCCUGUUUCUCGCCUGGCAACCAAUCGACGUCUACCAUCGAGCCCUACAACCGUUCGCAUCCAUGUCCACGCCCGAGGGUGCUUUAGCAGAGCGAAGUGUGCUUUUGUCGUAUCCAGCCUGUCUCCCGUUUGAAGUUUCCUUCCUCGCCUUAGUCGGCAAACACUACCAAGUCGCCUACAUCUCCCUCGUCAGUAUCCUUUUUCUGGCACUGCCCAUCCUCGGCGGCGGCGUCUUUGUCGCCCUGUGGUACUCAGCCGAGAAUCAAGUCCGCAUCGCCGCCGACCUUACCGCAUUUUAUGUACUAGUGGCCUUUUGCGGCCUGUACGCACUCUCCUACUUGGUGAUCUGGCCCCGUCGCCAUCGAUACCUACCACACAACAUCUCGACAUUGGCAGAUCUGAUUAGCUUCUUGCACCAAAGUCCGCUGUUGUAUGACCAAGUACUCCGCGAGCCACGCACAAAGCUCGAUCUAGUGACAAGACUGGUGGUUACGCCGCCGAAUGAGAGGACGCAGCCGUUGUAUGGGUUUGGGGUGUACAGGGGUCUUGAUUGGAAGGAUCAUUUGGGGAUUGAUAGGCUCACGAGGCCUGGGAGGGCGGACAUGUUGAUAACGACGGGGGGGCUAAAAUGUUGA